AAAAUUUUCCGUCUGUGUAAUAUUUAUUUUACCGAAAAUAAUAAAUUGUUGGGGUCCUCCAUUUUUUUACAGUGUUAUGGAGGUUUAAAUGUAAAAUUAACCGAUACCAAUGAACAAGAAGUAAUUUCCGUACUACGCCGUUUUUCGCAUCAAAUUAAAAAAAUUACCAUUAAUUCAAUCACUAAUACUCCUGCUAUUUUUAAUUAUUACUCGCCCUUUAUCAUUAGACCGAAUCUUACCUCUUUGAAAUUAGCCCAUAUGGAGUAUAACGUUCCAAUUAACCUAGGAAUGAUCCCAAGUACUUUAAAAGAACUUACACUGACAAUAGAUUAUAAUCAUCCACUUCAUGAAUUCAUUAUUAUAAAUGAAUGUCUUUAUUACAUUCCAGUUUUUCCCCCAUAUGGAUUGACUAAAUUGUAUAUUACCAACUUUUUUAAUAAACCAAUUCUUCCAUACGUGCUUCCAAGAACUUUAAAAGAACUAAAAAUUGGUGCUUCUUUCACUCAUGAAUUGUAUUUCCAAAGUAUUCCAGACUCUGUUACUUUGCUUAAUUUUGACUGCCCAAAUUAUAAUCAUCAGUUUGCUCCAGGAAUCCUUCCAAGAAAUUUAAUAAUGCUAGUGAUUGGUAAUAAUGUUCCGUUAUUACCUGGUUCUUUACCAGAGUCUCUUACCUAUCUCAAACUAGGCGGCCACUUUAACCAUCCUAUUACUCCUGAUCUAUUACCAAUACAUCUUAAAAAAAUAUCUUUUGGUCCAAAUUUCAACAGUCUCUUUGUUCCAUCCGAAAAUAUUCAUACAAUCAUUUUUGGUGAAGAAAUGUUAUGUCAACCACAAAACUUUACAAAAAACGUUAGAUCUGUAGAAAUUAAAACCUCCGAUUAUUCAACAUUACCAAAUACUAUUAAUGAACUUAUCGUUAAUGCCGAAACAGAAAUACUUCAAAAAUUUCCAGUGAAUCUUAAUUAUUUAGAACUAAAUUGUACCAGUCCUUUCGAAUUUACAAAUGAUGAGUUAAAAUCACUCACUCAUCUAAAGCAUCUUAGACUUCUUGAUGCUGAUAUAAUAUUUAGUGUUGGCCAUUUACCAAAAUCUAUAGUAUCGCUUGACCUUGGAGGUUUGGUCCCAAAUGGUAAUCUAGACCUUAGUCCAUUGGUAAAUCUUGUAUACUUUAGUUUAGGUGCUAUACAUCCCGUAAAUACUAGGUUUCCACCAUCACUUCGUGCAAUCAAAUUUUAUGGUGAUCAAAAUGAAGUGUUUGCUAAUAAUUAUUUUCCAGCAACCCUUGAAAUCCUUCAACUAUCAAGAUAUCAUGUCCAACCUCUAUCAAACACAUGGCUUCCAUCGUCAUUGAAAAUCCUUAUCCAUCCUGGUGAACCUGUUAUUGCUGAAGAUUAUAGACAUCCAAACCUCAUUAAAUUUUAUGUUAGCCAUAAAAAUUCAACCAUCUUGUAUAAUGAUCCUGCUUUUGUUAUGGAUAAUCUUAAUACUCUCCAACCAUUUAAAACCAAAUAUAAGGUAAUCAUUGAAGAUAAUUUGAAUCUCAGUCUGCCAUACCAAAUAAAUAAUAAAUUUAGUAAAAAUUAUUUUAUGGCAGAUAACUAAAUUAAAACAAAUAAAAUCCUUUUUAAUUUUUAUAAU
Molecule: messenger RNA, 1638 nt
Organism: Dictyostelium purpureum
Lineage: Eukaryota; Evosea; Eumycetozoa; Dictyosteliales; Dictyosteliaceae
Exons: 1
Coding region: 259-1602 (447 amino acids)
Source: RefSeq, a predicted model, not a curated record